AUGACAUUCAAUAAGUUUGACAUCAAAGGAAGAACUGCAUUGGUCACAGGUGGUGGACGUGGAAUAGGUCUGGCUUGUGCCCAAGCUUUGAUAGAAUCGGGUUGCAACUGUGCCAUAUUUGAUGUGAUCGAUUCAACUAUAGACGUUGAAGAACUGGCAAAGACAAACGACGUGAAAGUGAAGCAUUAUAUAUGCGAUAUAUCUGAUGAAAAGGCAUUGAGAGAAGGAUUUGCAAAGUUUAUUCAAGAUUUUGAAGGAAAAUUGGAUAUCUGUGUUCCUUGUGCUGGUGUGAAUAAGAACCUACCAUUUCUAGAUACUACAUUUGAAGAAUUUGACCAACUCACCAAUAUCAAUUCAAGAGGUGCUUAUUUCAGUGCCCAGCUAGCUGCUAAACAAAUGAUUGCAAACAAAACAACAAAGGGCAGUAUUGUAUUCAUUGCAAGUAUGGGUAGUUAUAUUGCAAUCAGAUCACAAAACUCAAGUGCGUACUGUGCUACAAAAGGUGCUGUUCGUUCUAUGGUGGCUCCUAUAUCAGCAGAGCUUCAAAAAUAUGGAAUCAGAGCCAACUCUGUAAGUCCAGGUUACAUAAAGACUGCAAUGACAGCACCUUUCCCAGAUUUGAUUGAGAGUUGGAAAGACCUCACUAUGAAUGAGCGUGUUGGUGAUCCAGAAGACAUUCAAGGUGCCUGUGUGUUUCUAGCAUCAGAUGCCAGCACCUACAUGAGCGGUGAGGAUAUCAUUGUGGACGCUGGUGUUACCAAAUGGUAG
Hansenula anomala is the source of this 768-nucleotide messenger RNA. RefSeq lists its product as uncharacterized. Bases 1 to 768 code for a protein of 255 amino acids. Gene Ontology annotation, cellular component: intracellular anatomical structure. The transcript is spliced from 2 exons. Lineage: Eukaryota; Fungi; Ascomycota; Saccharomycetes; Phaffomycetales; Wickerhamomycetaceae. Gene Ontology annotation, molecular function: oxidoreductase activity, acting on NAD(P)H, oxygen as acceptor. The record is from RefSeq and is a predicted model, not a curated record.